AUUUAUAACUUUAAGACGCGUAGACGCGACGAGUAACCACAGCAACACACUGUCUUUGUCUCACUGUGAUGACGUCGAAGUACAGCAUCGUAAUUUAAUGGAGCUCAUGCGAGAAUACUACAAUUGCGGAAAGGGGAAGGAGAGGUGGGGAAAAUAGUCUUGAGCUCUUGUGUUACAUCUAUCUCACAUGUAUCAGAAGAUUUUCUCCAGACUUCUUUCAGGAAUAUAUAGCCAACAUCCUGGUCAUAGUUCAGUGCUGUGGAAUCAGAUCAGUCUCUUGCAGCAACUUAACAGACCUCUCAACCCCAAUGUGGUACCUGUUCAAGGAAAGCUAAUAAUUACAAGGCUAAUUUGUAGCGAUGGCAGGACCAAGACCUGUGGUGCUGAGCGGGCCAUCUGGAGCUGGAAAAAGCACCCUGCUCAAACGGUUGCUCAAGGAGUACGAGGGGGUCUUUGGUUUCAGCGUCUCACAUACAACACGAAACCCCCGACCUGGAGAGGUGAACGGCAAAGGCUUGAAAUAUCUCCCUAUCCUUCUUGAGGCGACAACUUUAUUGCCCCUAGCAGACGUCCUCUCAUCAGCUAGAGAUUACCAUUAUGUGACGAGAGAGGCAAUGCAGAAAGCUAUAGAUUCUGGGGAAUUCAUCGAGAAUGCAGAGUUUUCUGGUAACAUCUAUGGAACAAGCAAGGCAUCUGUGCAGGACGUUCAGGCCAAAAACCUGAUUUGUAUCCUGGACAUUGACAUGCAGGGUGUGAAGAACAUCAAGAAGACAGACCUCAAUCCCAUCUACGUGUCCAUUCAGCCACCCUCCAUGGAGAUCCUUGAAAAACGGUUACGAGACAGACAGACUGAAACAGAGCAAAGUUUACAGAAACGUCUAGAAGCAGCUCGAAUUGAUAUGGAGAUCAGUAAGGAAUCUGGUCUUUUUGAUGUUGUAAUUAUCAAUGAUGAUUUAGAAGAAGCAUAUGGAAAAUUAAAAGGGGUACUCAUUGAGGAAAUCAAUAAAGUCCAGGAUGCUCAAAAAUCCUGAAAGACUAAAAUGAAAGAAGUCUACCUCACAGGCCACUCCUGAGAACAAGAACAGCAGCCUUCCAUUCCAGUACCCAACAUUCCCUCAUACAGCUGGGACUCUAACUAGAACAAGUACUUAUGUAUUUUAACUGCUAAUUUUAAUUUAGGAAAUCCCCAGGUAGACUUGUAAUGUUUUCCAAUCCGAAGGGGCAGUUACUUUGUUUUAUAGGUUUACAUGUAUAUAAUUAGGGGACAAUUUUAUUCAGUUUUUCUUAGCUGGUUAAUAUUAUGACUUUUUAUAUUUAAAUAUAUAUUUACAGUGCAUACAGGAGUUGUACUUGUCCUUGCUCUGUACAGCACUCAGGAGCUUUGAAAUGUCGUUAAUUACAAAUGUAUAUUCCCCAGUCUUGGCCACAUUUUGUCAUCAUUGAAGUAGAGUAACUGGAACAACGGUACAGUCAAGUGUUUAAUGUUCUACAGCUAACUGUACUAUAAUGUACAUAUAAAAGAAAAUGUUUUAUGCAUGAAUCAUGUAUAGCUUAUUUUCCAAGAGAGAUCUGAAUUUAUUCAUUACUUUUUAUUUCUUUUGAAAAACUGAAACAUUUUCUAGCUGGUGACAGUCGGCAUCUUGCAUUAGCAGACAUUUGAAGGAAGAUUUAUGGUUCUCACUUCAGUGUGUGCAUUUCUGACGUGUUGAUGCUGUAACUAGAACAAAAUUUUACCUAGUGAAGUUCCAGCUACCUUUUAUUCACAGUGCAAAAUACAUUUAUCAAAUAAGCUCAAUAGUUUAAAAAUUGUUAAAAUUUUAUAGAUUAUGACUUUGUUUCCUAUGUGAUUUUCAAAUAGUAACAUUACUAUUAUUUUUUGUUUCUGUUGCUCAGUCUGUUUUGGUAUACAUUUGUACGUCUAUUUGUAUUAUGUAUUUUGUAGGACACCAUCUGUAUACUGUAUGAAGUAAUGGAAUAGCCCAGUCUUCACUCAAUACAUAACAUAAAUGCAUCUUUCUUAAAUGUCAUCCCAUAAUCAGUGCAGUGUAAACAUAAGUGUGCUGAGUUUGUAUCCUAUCAUUGAAACCUUGGCAAGUGGCUGGAACUGGGUUUUACAAACCAAUCAUUCGUAUAGGAAAAAAAAACUACGGAAUAAGUAAUAUCAACAGAGUGUUUGAUCAACUUUUGAUUAAUGAGUCAUCAAAACAGUCAGCCAACCCAAGAAUGCCAAAGACCAGGCCCUGAACGUGUGUAGCCAUGAAGGAAGAGGUGAACUAUUGUUCUAAGAAUUGUUCCUAAACCAAUGCUGCAAUGAUCCUUUAAAUAUUUUACCCUUGGUGUAAUAUAGACAAAUAUUCAUAUAAAUAACUUACAAUUUCAAAUUGUGUUUCAUAUUCUGGCUAAUGGAACAAUGCACAUGUCCAUGUAAUAAUGUGUGUGUUUUUAAGAAAAAAAAAUACUGGAAAUUGAAACAUAACACAUUAUGUUAACAGUUCAGAUGAUGUGAUGACAACAAAGUCAAUUUCAGUGAUCUCCAUAAGCAAUUAAGCCACCUUCAGUUUUGUUUGAUUUUAUUAUUUAAGUGGCUAAAUUUUAUAUUGUUUUUUAUAUGUGUUUUUUAACUGUCAAAAUAAGAUUUGUUUGCAAGUAUGAGUGCACCCUGCCUUUUAUGAUUUAUUUUGACCUCUUCUGACAAUGUCUUAUUCUAAGGUCGAGCAGGAAACCUUAACAAUGGCAAAGAAGGAGUACUAGAAUUUAUGGCACAAAGGAGAGUGAAGAAAUCUCUUGUGCAAGAACUUGAAUUAAAAAAAGAUUUUCUUUACAAAUCUUUCCAUUCCAGGAAAUUGUACCCACUUUAUGUCCUGCACAAAUAUCUAAGAACUAAGCACACGUAGCAGCCACACAACUUGAAAUGCAUGAUAGCAAUAUGCUAAAUAGGAACACUCCUUCCUUCAGUGGAAUGAAAUAAUGCUUUGAGAAAUCAUUUCUUACUUAUUGUGAGCUUCUGUAACAUGUACCUGUAUGUGGCUGUGCUAGUUUAAUAAAUGCCGUGUGGCACUUUAUACUUUC
Molecule: messenger RNA, 3069 nt
Organism: Lepisosteus oculatus (spotted gar)
Lineage: Eukaryota; Metazoa; Chordata; Actinopteri; Semionotiformes; Lepisosteidae
Gene: guk1a
Product: guanylate kinase 1a
Biological process (GO): purine nucleotide metabolic process
Cellular component (GO): cytosol
Molecular function (GO): GMP kinase activity
Source: RefSeq, a predicted model, not a curated record